GUCGCAGCCGACCGCGCCGCCGUCCUAGUGAACUACGGCGGUGAACCUGGAGUACAAAGUUGGGAGAGUGCCCCGAGCGCACAGGACGGCCGCAGGAGACCCAUGCAACUUAUAUCGGAGGGAAAGAUCGGCCACAGAGGGUGAUCGCCGGAUCCUACGAGCGAGCGCAGGAUCGUGUGGAUCGCUGGAAAUCUUCACCGGCACAGGAAAAGUUAACUCUUUCCUGUAAGCGGACAGCUGCAAGUUUUUUUUCCUGCUGUGCCAAGUAAAAGGGAGGAGCAGCUGUAAAAAGUAAGACUUCUCUCACAGGAAGGAAUCCGGGAUGUUGUGAGUGGAUCCCCCCCACUAGAUCGCUGGGAUCUCAGUGCCUCUGGGUGCUGUCGCCGAUCCUAGGAGGUGACUGCACAUUGUGCCGGAGACUCUUCCCAGGUUCCACCCCCUGGUCAGCCACUCCGCUCAGUUACAUGCCCACUGAUAUCUUUCUGUAAAGUACGAGAAAGUUUAAAGAAAGUCCCUGGAAUCUGAAAAAUGGCCAAUGUCGGGGCACAGAUGGACAGAUCUGAUGGAGAACAGAACAAUGAGUUCAGCGAUAUCAUCAAGUGCCGAUCUGAUGAACAUAAUGAUGUACAAAAGAAAACCUUCACAAAAUGGAUAAAUGCCCGUUUCUCAAAGAGUGGAAACGCACCGAUCAAAGACCUGUUUGUAGAUCUAAAAGAUGGAAGAAAACUGCUGGAUUUACUAGAAGGACUCACUGGGACUUCUCUGCCAAAGGAGCGUGGAUCGACAAGAGUUCACGCUCUGAACAAUGUCAACAGAGUGCUGCAAAUUUUACAUCAGAACAAUGUGGAGUUGGUGAACAUUGGUGGUACAGACAUUGUUGACGGAAACCAUAAGCUCACCCUUGGUUUAAUAUGGAGCAUCAUUCUCCACUGGCAGGUGAAAGAUGUCAUGAAGGCCAUUAUGUCAGACCUACAACAGACAAACAGUGAGAAGAUUCUUCUGAGCUGGAUCAGGCAAUCAACAAGACCCUAUAAUCAAGAUGUCAACGUGUUAAAUUUCACCACCAGUUGGACAGAUGGCCUCGCAUUCAAUGCUCUGUUGCAUCGGCACAAACCAAAUCUGUUCAAAUGGGAAGACGUCACCAAACUCUCCCAACUUGGAAGGCUCGAGCAUGCGUUCACCACUGCCAAAAAACACUUGGGAAUUGAAAAGCUUCUCGACCCAGAAGAUGUGGCCGUCCCCUUGCCUGACAAGAAGUCUAUACUUAUGUACCUAACAUCACUAUUUGAAGUGCUUCCUCAUGAAGUUACAAUGGAUGACAUUCGAGAAGUGGAGACUCUUCCUAGAAGAUACAAGGGACAGUGUGAAGAUAUAGCUUUCACUAAGCAUCAGGCCUCUGAUGAACCAUGUGGAGACUCCGGCCUAGAGACACCUAGUACAGUAACUGAAGUAGAGAUGGAUCUUGACAGCUAUCAGGUUGCCCUGGAAGAUGUCCUCACUUGGCUUCUCAUGGCAGAAGACACCUUUCAGGAGCAAGAUGAUAUAUCUGAUGACGUUGAAGAAGUCAAACAACAAUUUGCCACUCACGAGGCCUUUAUGAUGGAGCUCACGGCACACCAGAGCAGUGUGGGCAAUGUUCUACAGGCAGGCAACCAACUGAUUGCUCAGGGUGACCUCUCGAUCGAUGAAGAAAAUGAGAUACAAGAGCAGAUGACCUUGCUGAACUCUCGCUGGGAAGAUCUUCGUCUAGAAAGCAUGCAGAGACAGUCCAGGCUGCAUGAAGUGUUGAUGGAUUUGCAGAGGAAACAACUGGACCAGUUGUCUGACUGGCUGACUGUCACGGAAGAGCGCAUUCGCAAAAUGGAGUUAAAGUCCCACGGCGAAGAUUUUGAGGCCUUUAGAAAACAGAUUGAAGAACACAAAAAAUUGCAGAAUGACCUGGAGGCAGAACAAGUUAAAGUUAACUCUUUAACCCACAUGGUGGUGAUUGUGGAUGAGAACAGUGGGGAUGGAGCCACGGCUGCACUAGAAGCACAGCUGCAGAGACUGGGAGAAAGAUGGGCAGCCGUGUGCCGCUGGACGGAGGAGCACUGGAGCAAGCUGCAGGGAAUCCUCAUCCCCUGGCAGAAACUGUUAGAGGAGCAGUGCUUGUUCAAGGUGUGGCUAAGUGAGAAGGAAGAGUCUCUGAGCACAGUCCAGCGGAGUAACUUCAAAGACCAGGCCGAGCUGAGCGUGAACGUGAGGAAGCUGGCGAGUUUAAAAGAAGAACUAGGAAUGAAGCGACAGACAUUCGACCAUUUGCAUGAGUUGGCCCAGGAGGUGGUUCUUCUUAUCGGCAAUUGUAAAGCAUCUCAAAAACUGAAGAGCGAUAUGGAAGAGCUUGCUCAGAGGUGGGAUGGAUUGGUGCAUCUUUUGGAGGACUACACAAAUCAGGUCACAGAGUCCGUCAGCAGUUUUGGCGUGACGCAGAUUACCAGGAAGGUUGUUACGGAGACUGUGACUGUGAAAGAGCACAGUACUGUUCAUGUAAUCAAACAAGAGCUCCCUCCUCCACCUCCUCCCAAGAAACGCCAAAUCUACCUUGAUGUCGAAGAGAAGAAAAAGUUCGACAGAGAAUCUGCUGAGCUGUUGAAUUGGAUGAUUAAAUCCAGGGCGCUGAUUCUGUCGGCAGAGAUCAGUAACUAUAGAAAGAUUAGAGAGACCUCAGACAUAAAAGACAUGCUAAAGAUUCUAGAGAAAGAAAGAGCUGACAGAACUCCCCAGUAUAAGGAACUCGUUGCUACUGGACAAUAUUUCUUGGAGCUGUGCAAGCAAGAAGAUCUACCAGAAGAGGACUUGAAAGGCUCAUUGGACAGGUUAACGUCUGAAUGGAGCAACAUAGACAGCCAAAUACAAGAACUUAAUAAGGGGGUCUUGUACCAGGACUCUAUUACUGCCUAUUUCAAAGACUUAGAUAUUCUGGAAGAAAAGCUAAGACAGGAGGAAGAAUGGUUACAUACUCAGCCAUUACCAUCUCAGGAGCUUCCACUACAAUCACUAAAGGAGGCGAGACAGCUACGGCUUGACAGAUUCCGAGACCUCUACUUAGAAGUGGACGAUUUGAGAUCAAAAGCAUUUUCACUCGGUUCCCAGCCAGCCUCCCCUACUUUUCUUGAAGGUAGCCUUAACAGUAUCACUGGCCACUAUGAUCGAGUGAAGGGUCAAAUGGAAAGAGAAGUUGAACAGUUUCAAAAAGCUCUGGAACACCAACCCAGCCAACAGUACGUAGACACCCGGAAAGCUUUAAAAGAAAUCUUAAUGGAUUGUCAACACAAAUUACAGUCACAAUUGACAGGCCUCUGUGAUCCCAUAAAUGUAGAUGUGGCUCUACAACAGGCUAAGACUCUUACACAGACAUUAGAAAGCCAAAAACCAUGUAUUGACAAGCUGUAUGCCGAAACCAGGUUACUUGAGAAGCGAGCCCCGGAAGACAAAACGGUAGUCUACAUGAAUGAGUGUAGAGACAUAGAAGAGCAAUGGAGCAAGCUGAAAAGCCUCUGUGCUGACCACAUCUACAUUCUAGAAGACAUUUCCUCCAAACUAAAAGCAUUUGAGACCGAGUCCAAAUCUGUACAGAAAUGGAUCGGUGAGGCAAAGGAUUUUGUUCUGAACCAACACACAGCCUCAGAGGAUUCAGAAGGGCUACAGAGGCAGCUGGACCAGUGCAUGGCUCUCGUGAACGAAAUGGAAGCUGUGGAAGGAUGUUUAAGCAAGUUAAACGAAGCAGAAUCGGGACUCAAGAACCACUCAGAUACCAUGAUCUAUACGUGGGUAGUGCCGAGACUCGCUGACCAGCAGGCACAGUGGGAGAGGCUAAGUAAACAGGUAAUUCAUCAGAUGAACAGGCUGUCUGAAAGUCAAGAGAAGGCUGUAAAUUUGAAGAAAGACUUGGCAGAAAUGCAAGAAUGGAUGACACAAGCCGAAGAGGAAUAUUUGGAAAAGGAUUUUGAGUACAAGUCUCCAGAAGAGCUUGAGAGUGCAGUGGAAGAAAUGAAAAGAGCCAAGGAGGAUGUGUUGCAGAAAGAAGUGCGAGUUAAGAUCUUGAAAGAUAACAUUAUGGCUAUGGCUGCCAAGAAACCAGCUGGUGGCCAGGAUUUGACAUUGGAGCUAAAAGAUGUUCUGGACAAUUAUCAACUUCUAUGCAAUAGAAUCCGAGGGAAGUGCCACACGUUAGAGGAAGUGUGGUCCUGCUGGAUAGAGCUUCUUCAUUUCCUCAAUCUGGAGACAGCAUGGUUAAAUACAUUGGAAGAACGGAUACAGAACACUGCAGUCCUCCCUGAUAAAGUGGAAACUGUUAAUGAAGAAUUGGAGACAUUAGAGUCAAUCCUACGACAUCCAGCAGAUAACAGAACUCAGAUCCGUGAGCUUGGUCAAACCUUGAUUGACGGAGGGAUAUUAGAUGACAUCAUCAGUGACAAGCUGGAGGUGUUUAAUGCCCAAUAUGAGGCGCUAAGUCAUUUAGCAGUGAACCGGCAAAUUUUGUUGGAGCGGCACCUGCAGACACUGCGCGAGAGUGAUCAUAUGUUGCAAGCGCUGCAGGAAUCCCUAGAAGAGCUGGACAAACAGCUAACCACAUACCUGACCGAUAGGGUGGAUGCCGUGCGAUUACCUCAGGAGGCUCAGAAAAUCCAAGCUGAUAUCAAUAGCCAUGAAGCAGCACUGGAAGAACUCAAGAAAACUGCCCGUCCAGCGUUACAGACGGCUCCGGAGGUCAAAUCCUCUCGAGGAGGAUCCCAACUGGAUAUCCUACAGAGGAAGCUGCGCGAGGUCAAUACAAAGUUCCAGUUGUUCCAGAAACCGGCCAACUUUGAACAGAGGAUGUUGGAUUGCAAGCGUGUCUUAGAUGGGGUGAAAGCCGAGCUUAGCGUUCUCAGUGUUAAGGAUACCGAUCCAGAUGUCAUACAGAAGCACUUGGAUGGGUGCAUGAAAUUGUACAAGACUCUGAGUGAAGUGAAGUUGGAAGUUGAGACGGUGAUAAAGACAGGAAGACAAAUUGUUCAGAAGCAACAGACUGAUAAUCCAAAACUAAUGGAUGAACAACUAACAGCCUUGAAGCUUCUCUAUAAUGAUCUUGGAGCCCAGGUAACAGAAGGGAAACAAGACUUGGAACGUGCUAUUAUAUUAUCUGUGAAGCUGAGGAAAGAAUCGGCCUCCUUGUCUGAAUGGCUUACUGCUACUGAGUCCGAACUCAUUCUGAAAUCCACUACUGACAAUGUUUGUGCUGAUCUGGAUGUUGAAAUUGCCUGGGCCAAAAAUGUGCUGAAGGAGCUGGAGAGGCGGAAAGCUGAAUUGAACAGCGUGACUGAGAGCAGCGCAGCUCUGCAGUGCUUGGUGGAGGGAAGCGAGAACAUCCUGGAGGAGAAGCUUUGUGUCCUUAAUGCUGGCUGGAGCAGAGUCCGCACCUGGACUGAGGAUUGGUGCAAUACAUUACUGAAUCACCAGAGUCAGAUGGAGAUUUUCGAUGAGAAUGUCGCUCACAUAAGCACUUGGCUCUAUCAAGCGGAAACCCUUCUGGACGAGAUUGAGAAAAAGCCAGCUAACAAGAAAGAGGAAAUUGUGGAGCGUCUUUUGUCCGAAUUGGAUGAUGUCCGAAUCAGAGUAGAUAAUGUUUGUGACCAUGCAGGGAUGCUUAUGAGCAGUCGUGGUACAACUUGUCGGCAACUGGUGGAACCAAAAGUAGCUGAACUGAAUCGCAACUUUGAGAAAGUUUCUCAGCACAUAAAUGCUGCCAAGAUCCUUUUGGAUCAAGAUCCUGCAGCAGAAGUCACAGCUGAAGAAUCUGCUAAGACUGGACCCACUGCUGCAGAGCUGGAAGGCUUUGAAUCAGAGCUCCUCAGUGUCCAGAGGGUCCUGGAGAAGUAUUUACAAUCUCCUGCAGAAUGUCAGAAGAUUGAAGAGGAGACGGCUCAUAUUGAAGACAUUCUGUACAGAGGAGAACAGCUCCUUCAACAAGCAAUGGAAGACAUCCAGAGAGAGAAACUGCGGGUGGAACUUUUGCUUCUACAGACCAGAUACAACAGUGUCAAGGAACUUCAAUCAGUAAGGAGAAGACAAGAGGUCAGAUCGUCUCCAGUAUUUACAAAAAGUGUGGAGCAGGAAGAUCAUUUUUCUAACUGGAUGAGUGAGACAGAACAUCGUCUUUCUGGUCUCCUGGAGGCUGAUGAUGACAAGAAUCUUCAGGAGCUUCUUAAAGAAGUAGAGGAACAUAGACAAGAACUUGCAGUUCUCCAAAAGAAAUCCAGUGUUCUGCACCAUGGUUCACCAGAGGAGGUUAAUGGGGGCAAAAUGAAACAACGCUGGGAAGAGAUUGAAAAACAGUUUGCCAUGUAUCUAGGAACUCAAGAUCAGAGUUUAGACGAUACGGACUCUCAUCUGGAUCUGAGUGCUACCUUAACAGGAUUCACUCCGUCCUUCCUUCCUUCGGAUUACUUAGUCGAAAUAAACAAAGCCUUGCUGUCAAUUGCUGACACCGAGCUUCUGCUUACCGCACCCGAGCUAAACAGUGGGGAGUAUGAAAACUUUUCUGCCCAAGAAGAUUCACUAAAGAACAUAAAAGAUGCCCUUGAUAAACUAGGGGAACAGAUUGCAUCUAUACAUGAGAAGCAACCUGAUGUGAUAUUGGAAGCCUCAGGACCAGAAACCAUACAAAUAGGAGAAUCACUCACUCAGGUCAAUGCAGAAUGGGAUCGAAUCAACAGGCUGUUCAGUGAGCGUAAAAGUCAUUUCGACAGAGCGCAGGAAGAAUGGCGGCAGUUCCAUUCUGACCUCAGUGACCUCACCCAGUGGACAAAUGAAGCAGAGGGUUUGUUAGCCCAGGCCCACACUUCAGAAGGCAUUUUGGAUUUGGAAAAAGCACAUGUUCAUCAGCGGGAGCUGGAAGAAGGAAUCAGCUCUCACCAACUCAGCUUUACCAUUCUCAACCAGAGCGGGGAAGGGAUCAUACAGCAUCUAUCUGCCGCUGAUGGGCAAUUCCUUCAGGAGAAAUUGUCCAGUUUGAACAGACGCUGGAGUACAAUAAAAUUUGAGGUCAUGGACAGACAGCAAAGAUUAAAAGAAGAAAGUCCAGCGUUAACCGACUACAAGAGGAAACUGGAUGAGUUCACAAUUUGGCUGGAUCAGGCCACAAAUGUGCUGCGAGUGAGUUCAGCUCUUGAUAAUGAGGAGAGGCUUAAUGAAAUAAAGGCGUUAAGUAAAGACUUGGAAAUUCAGAGUAACAGAGCUGAGUGGCUGAACCGCACAGCCCCGGAUAUAUUGGCUAUGAAGAGACUCAAUGCCCAGGACAGAGAGAAACUUUCUUCUAGACUACGGACCAUAAAUAUUAACUGGGCUCAGGUCUCCAGAGAAGUGCCAGAGAAAAUAAAGGACUUGGAACAAGUUUUAUAUUAUCCUACCUAUGCAACCCAAACUGUCUUGCCCAUAACCUUUCCUGCAGUCCAAAAAAUGGUGCUAGUAUCCUCCGAGUAUCCCGGAAUGACCAAAAAUGUAAUGGAACUGCCGCCUGCCACUGAUCUGGAUAAGACCGUCACUGAGCUGUCUGACUGGCUGCUACUGAUUGAUCAGAUGCUCAAGUCCAACAUCGUUACUGUUGGCGAUCCUGACGAGAUAAAUACAACUAUAGCACGAAUGAAGAUAACUAAAGAAGAUAUGGAACAGCGCCACCCACAGCUUGAAUCUGUCUUUACAUUAACUCAGAAUGUGAAAAAUAAAACUUCCAGUCUUGAUGUUAGAACAUCGAUCACAGAAAAGUCGGAGAGGCUGAAGAAUCAUUGGGACAGUACUCUGCAUGGUGUCGAGAUGCGCCAAAAGCAGCUUCAAGAUAUGCUGGCCGACAGCAUCAAGUGGGAUGAGUUACGGAAGGAGAUACAAAGUGUCCUGGACCAGACUGACUUCCGACUCUACACGCUCACUCAGACAUCCAAAGACACGCUUGUCAGACAGAUUGCAGAGAACAAGGCAACAGUGCAAGACCUGCACAAAGGUGAGAUUGUCAUGGACACAUUCAAUGACCUCUCAAACAAACUCCUUCGUGAGCACAGUUCGGACGACACCAGGAACGUUAAGGAGGCCAGCGACGUCUUAUACAUGAACUGGGUGAACAUGAACAAGAGGGUUGGCGACCGGCAGAGCACACUGGAGAAGGAGCUAAAGAAUUUCCAGAUUUUGGUCAAAGAUCAUGAGAACUUCAUGAAGUGGAUCCAGGAAGCUGAGACCACUGUGAAUGUCCUCCUGGAUGCAUCACAACGUGAGGGCGUCCAGCAAGAUGUCAGUCGCUUACGACAGCUCAAAAUGCAGCUACAGGACAUUCAAGCAGAAAUUGAUGCCCAUAAUGACAUUUUCAAGAGCAUUGAUGGGAACAGGCAAAAGAUGGUGAAAGCUUUGGGAACAUCAGAGGAAGCAGCAUUGCUUCAGCAUAGACUUGAUGAUAUGAAUCAACGCUGGUAUGAUUUGAAGUCGAAGUCAUCAAAUAUCCGAACACACUUGGAAGCAAGUGCUGAUAAAUGGAAUUAUUUGCUAAAAUCCUUGGAAGAACUCAUUUGUUGGUUAGAUGUCAGAGAUGAGGAGCUGAAGAAACAAAUGCCUGUGGGAGGAGAUGUCCCCACAGUACAACAGCAGUAUGAUUUUUGUAAGGUCCUGAAACGUGAAUUGAAGGAUAAAGAACAGACUGUACUGAAUACCAUAGAGCAAGCGCGGGUUUUCAUUUCUGAGCAGCCUAUUGAGGGCCCUGAAGAACCUAGAAGGAACUUACUUCCUAAAACAGAAUUAACCCCUGAAGAGAGAGCCCAAAAAAUUGCCAGAACCAUGAGGAAGCAGUCAGUCGAAGUUAAAGAGAAAUGGGAAAGCUUGAACUCGCAGGCAGUCAGCUGGCAGAAGCAAGUGGAGAAAGCCUUGGAAAAAUUGAGAGUUUUGCAAAGUGCAAUGGAUGAUCUUGAUACAGGAUUGGUAGCAGCAGAGAAAGUGCGCAGUGGCUGGAAACCGGUCGGAGAUUUACUAAUUGAUUCUUUGAAGGAACACAUUGAGAAGACAAGUGCGUUUGGAGAGGAAAUUGCACCCAUCAGCUCAAAGGUGAAGACAGUGAAUGAUGUGGCUAGUCAGCUCUCUGCUCUAGAUAUUCAGCCAUCUGCAAAAACAUCUCGCCAACUGGAUGAUCUGAACAUCAGGUGGAAGCUCCUACAGGCAGCAGUUGAAGAACGUCUCAAACAACUUCAAGAAGCACAUCGAGAUUUUGGCCCUACCUCCCAACACUUCUUGUCUACUUCAGUGCAGCUUCCAUGGCAACGAUCCGUUUCACUUAACAAAGUGCCCUACUACAUUAAUUCUUCCAGUGAAGAUUGCUGCAAACCUUUGAGUCCAAUGUUGCAUUCUAGGAACAGUCAUGAAACACAGACCACUUGCUGGGACCACCCAAAAAUGACCGAACUCUUCCAGUCACUCAGUGACCUGAACAAUGUGAGGUUUUCAGCCUACCGUACUGCGAUGAAGAUAAGGAGACUUCAGAAAACAUUGUGCUUGGAUCUUCUGGAACUGAGCACCACUCACAGUGUUUUCAAGCAGCAUGAACUGAAUCAAAAUCAACAACUAUUGUCUGUUCCUGAAAUCAUCAGCAUCCUCACCACCAUCUGUGAUGGCCUGGAAGAGAAAAACAAGGACCUGGUUAAUGUGCCUCUCUGCGUUGACAUGUGUCUGAACUGGCUUCUUAAUGUAUAUGACACGGGUCGGACUGGGAAAAUCCGAGUGCAGUCUCUGAAAAUUGGUCUUAUAUCCCUGUCUAAGGGUUUAUUAGAAGACAAAUACAAAUAUCUGUUCAAGGAGGUUUCUGGAGCAGCUGACACGUGUGACCAGAAGCAGCUAGGGUUACUCCUUCAUGAUGCUAUUCAGAUCCCUCGACAACUUGGGGAAGUGGCUGCUUUUGGUGGAAGUAACAUUGAGCCCAGUGUCCGUAGUUGCUUUCAGCAUGCACAGAAUAAGCCAGAAAUCAAUGUGAAACAGUUCAUUGAGUGGAUGCGUUUGGAACCUCAGUCAAUGGUGUGGAUGCCUGUUUUGCACAGAGUAGCAGCUGCUGAGACUGCUAAGCAUCAAGCCAAGUGUAAUAUCUGCAAAGAAUGUCCAAUUGUUGGCUUCAGGUAUCGGAGUCUGAAACAUUUCAACUACGAUGUCUGCCAGAGCUGUUUCUUUUCUGGAAGAACUGCAAAAGGUCACAAGAUCCAUCACCCAAUGGUGGAGUACUGCAUACCGACUACAUCAGGGGAAGAUGUCCGAGACUUCACUAAAGUGCUGAAAAAUAAGUUCCGUUCCAAGAAGUACUUUGACAAGCAUCCCAGAUUAGGCUACCUACCAGUGCAGACGGUGCUUGAAGGAGAUAACAUGGAGACCCCUAUUACUCUCAUCAGCAUGUGGCCUGACCAGUUUGAUCCUUUGCAGUCCCCUGAACUUUUUGAUGAUGACACACAUUCCAGGAUAGAGCAGUAUGCCAGCAGGCUGGCACAUAUGGAAAGGAAUAACGGUUCUCUAUUUACUGACAGCAGUUCCGCCACUGGAAGCAUUGAUGAUGAACAUGCCCUGAUCCAGCAGUACUGUCACACGUUGGGAGGAGAGUCACCCUUAGGUCAGCCACAGAGUCCAGCACAAAUCCUGAAGUCUGUAGAAAAGGAGGAAAGAGGAGAGCUGGAGAGGAUCAUUGCUGAUCUGGAGGAAGAGCAGAGGAAUUUAAAGAUUGAGUAUGAACAGCUAAAAGCACAGCAGAUGAGAAAAGGACUAAGCCCUCCAUCUUCACCCCCUGACUCGCUGGCAUCACUUCAACACACAUCCGAAGAUGCAGAACUCAUCGCGGAAGCAAAACUCCUACGACAGCACAAAGGACGACUUGAGGCCAGGAUGCAGAUUUUAGAAGACCAUAACAAGCAGUUGGAGUCCCAGCUUCACCGGUUACGCCAGUUGCUGGAGCAGCCGGAGUCCGAAUCCAGGGUUAAUGGAGUCUCUUUGUUGGUGUCGCAGCAGCCGCCAGCUCCGAGAUAUUCGGCUGACCAUCAUUACAGCUUCCAGCUUCAGCAGACAGAUGACGUGUUGUCUGCACCGCAGAACACCAGCACAGACUUAACAGAUGUGAUGGAGCAAAUAAACAGCACAUUUCCACUCAGCAGCUCGAGUGUUUCCGGAAGACAGCAGGCAAUGUGAAGGAACCAUCAAUGAAAAUGGCUGUUUUUUGUUUUUUCAACGCAGAAUCCCUUCUUACAGCAGCCAAUGAAAGCUUCUGUUCUUGAAGAAUUGCUUAGGACUGGAGAGCAUUCUGCGUGUUCUACUGAAGGCAUACGACACUGAAUACCCAAAGAUGAAGAUGUGUUUUUACAUCCUGUCUAUUCUCUCUUUAUCUUCUCUUUCUAUGCAAAUGUAAAUUACUGAUCUGUGGAGUAUUUGGUAUUUAGGUAUACAUUUGUAUAAAUGCGUAUAAACAAUAUUAAGAAAAGGCAAA
Molecule: messenger RNA, 11506 nt
Organism: Bufo gargarizans (Asiatic toad)
Lineage: Eukaryota; Metazoa; Chordata; Amphibia; Anura; Bufonidae
Product: utrophin-like
Exons: 78
Coding region: 529-11211 (3560 amino acids)
Biological process (GO): synaptic signaling
Cellular component (GO): plasma membrane
Molecular function (GO): protein binding; zinc ion binding
Source: RefSeq, a predicted model, not a curated record